AAAAACAACCCAGGAGGGUGCUACGUAGAAACCAUUUAUCCUUCGGAUUCUGGGGAUUCUGUGGAAAAAUCAAGGGGCACAUUUUGCAGAAGAGUGUGGUGGAGCAGAAGUGAUUCUGCCAGAAGCCUUCUGGAAAGGAACUAUGAAGAACCGAGGGGAACACCAUCUGCAGACAAGGCAAGUCUUGCUUCUCUUUGUUUUCCUAGGAAUGUCUCGAGCACAUUCUGUGGCCAGGAGACUUUCAGUGGUGGAGGAAAUGCCGAGUGGGGCCUUGGUAGGGAAUUUGGAAAAGGACCUGGGGCUUGAGGUGGGUGAGCUGUCUGCACGAGGGGCUCAAGUGGCCUCUAAUAAUAAUAAACUGCCUUUGCAAUUGAACAUAAAUACAGGAGAUUUGCUCCUAAGUGAACCACUAGACCGUGAGGAGCUGUGUGGCUCCAUUGAGCCCUGUGUGCUCCAUUUCCAGGUGUUACUGAAAAACCCCUUAAAGAUUUUGCAAGUUGAGCUUCAGGUCAUGGAUGUAAAUGACAACUCCCCUGUAUUCUUGGAAAAGGAAAUGGUUUUAGAAAUUCCAGAAAACAGUCCUGUUGGUGCUAUGUUCUUACUAGAAAGUGCAACUGAUUUAGAUGUAGGAAUCAAUACUGUUAAAAGCUACAUGAUAAGCCAGAGCUCUCAUUUCCACGUUACAAUGAGAGUUAAUCCCGAUGGCAGGAAAUACCCAGAGUUAGUUCUGGACAAAGUGCUGGAUUAUGAGGAGCAGCCUGAGCUUAGUCUCAUCCUCACGGCUUUGGAUGGAGGGACUCCAUCCAGGUCUGGGACUGCAUUGGUUCAAGUGGAAGUCAUAGAUGCCAAUGACAACUCCCCUGAAUUUGACCAAAUGUUCUAUGAAGUGAGGAUUCCAGAGAAUAGCAGGCUUGGCUCACUGAUUAUCACUGCAUCGGCUUCGGACUUAGACUCGGGAACUAAUGGUGAACUCUCAUAUGCCUUUUCCCAUGCAUCAGAGGAUAUUCGAAAAACAUUUGCAAUUAAUAAAAAUUCUGGAGAAAUAAGUUUAAUAGGCUAUUUGGACUUUGAAACGACUGAAUCCUACUCAAUAAUCAUUAAAGCUACCGAUCGGGGAGGACUUUUUGGGAAAUCUACAGUAAGAAUUCAGGUGAUGGAUGUGAACGACAAUUUUCCUGAAAUUGCUGUGUCAUCAUUUGUCAGUCCAAUCCCAGAAAAUGCUGUAGAGACUUUAGUUAUGAUUUUUAGUAUUCAAGACAAGGACUCAGGAGAGAACAGCAAGAUGGUUUGCAGUAUUCCGGAGGAUCUCCCAUUUGUGCUAAAAUCUUCUAUUGAAAAUUACUACCACUUAGAAACGGAGAGAGCACUGGAUAGAGAGAACAGAGCUGAGUACAACAUCACCAUCUCUGUCUCAGACCAGGGCACACCCAGGCUCACAACCCAGCACACCAUAACAGUGCAGGUGUCCGACAUCAACGACAACGCCCCGGCCUUCACCCAAACCUCCUACACCAUGUUUGUCCACGAGAACAACAGCCCCGCCCUGCACAUAGGCACCAUCAGCGCCACAGACUCAGACUCAGGCUCCAAUGCCCACAUCACCUACUCGCUGAUGCCGCCUCGAGACCCACAGCUGGCCCUCGACUCGCUCAUCUCCAUCAAUGCUGACAACGGGCAGCUGUUCGCGCUCAGGGCGCUGGACUAUGAAGCGCUGCAGGCCUUCGAGUUCCGCGUGGGUGCCACAGACCGAGGCUCACCCGCGCUCAGCAGUCAGGCACUGGUGCGCGUGGUGGUGCUGGACGACAAUGACAAUGCGCCCUUCGUGCUCUACCCGCUGCAGAACGCCUCAGCGCCCUACACAGAGCUGCUGCCCAGGGCGGCAGAGCCUGGAUACCUGGUUACCAAGGUGGUAGCUGUGGACCGCGACUCUGGCCAGAAUGCCUGGCUGUCAUUCCAGCUGCUCAAGGCCACGGAGCCCGGGCUAUUUAGUGUGUGGGCGCACAAUGGUGAGGUGCGCACCACUAGGUUGCUGAGCGAGCGUGAUGUGCCCAAACACAGGUUGCUGCUGCUGGUCAAGGACAAUGGAGAUCCUCCGCGCUCUGCCAGUGUCAUGCUGCAAGUGCUACUAGUGGAUGGCUUCUCCCAGCCCUACCUGCCUCUGCCAGAGGUGGCGCGGGACUCCAUGCCGGAUGUUGACAACAUGCUCACGCUGUACCUGGUUAUUGCUUUGGCCUCUGUGUCUUCUCUCUUCCUCCUGUCUGUGAUGCUGUUUGUGGGAGUGAGGCUGUGCAGGAGAGCCAGGGCAGCCUCUCUGGGUGGCUGUUCUGUACCUGAGGGACACUUUCCUGAUCAUCUCGUCGACAUUAGCGGUGCGGGAACUCUGUCCCAGAGCUACCAGUAUGAGGUGUGUCUGAUGGGAGGUAGUGGGACAAAUGAGUUCAGAUUCUUGAAGCCAGUUUCCCCCAAUUUAAAACCCCAGUUCCCUGGGAAAGAAAUGGAGGAAAGUUCUACUUUGCGCAAUAGUUUUGGGUUAUUUAGUGACUGUAAUUGAUGCUGUAUUUCAUCUUGUGGCUAUUCCAUGAUAAUGUGUAUUUCUCCGAAUUUGCAUGAUCUUCAAAUCUAGUGUUUGCAUGUUAUGUCCCUCCUACUUUUCAAUUUAUGCCAACGCUUCUAAUAAGAUGGUAAGCCAUCUCUCUGAUAGCCAUUCUCUCUGAUGACCUAACUUGUAAAUAAUUUACCCCACCCCUUUCCCAUAUGUCUUUUCCAGUUGAAAUAAACAGACCAUUUUAGGAGAAGUUAAAAUUUUCAA
Messenger RNA from Rattus norvegicus (Norway rat), 2809 nucleotides. It is a transcript of the gene Pcdhb19, whose product is annotated as protocadherin beta 19. The record is from RefSeq and is marked validated. The coding region runs from base 143 to 2551 and encodes 802 amino acids. The transcript has a single exon. Lineage: Eukaryota; Metazoa; Chordata; Mammalia; Rodentia; Muridae.